Camellia sinensis is the source of this 1594-nucleotide messenger RNA. RefSeq names its product basic helix-loop-helix (bHLH) DNA-binding superfamily protein. The record is from RefSeq and is a predicted model, not a curated record. Gene Ontology annotation, cellular component: nucleus. Lineage: Eukaryota; Viridiplantae; Streptophyta; Magnoliopsida; Ericales; Theaceae. Gene Ontology annotation, biological process: regulation of transcription by RNA polymerase II. Gene Ontology annotation, molecular function: protein dimerization activity; RNA polymerase II cis-regulatory region sequence-specific DNA binding; DNA-binding transcription factor activity, RNA polymerase II-specific.
UGUACUAUUGGAUAAUUUCCUCGAUUUUAAAACCAAGUUUCUUCUUUCCCAUUAAUACCUCUCCUCUUCCCCCUCUCUCUCUCUCUCUGUCUGUCUGUCUCUGUCUGUCUGUGUUUAGCUUUCUGGUAGAAAACAACCAGCAUCAGAAGAGAAAGAAGAGAGAUGUACCAAUCGUCGUCGUCUUCGUCAUCUCAGGGUUCAGUGGUCCCCACCAAUGGCAGUGGCAGUGGCAGUGGCCUCAUCCGCUACGACUCAGCUCCUGGCUCCUUCCUCACCUCCGCCGUCGAUUCUGUCAUGGGAGCCACUCGCGACUUCUCAUCCCUCCGAUCCCAACAUCUCAACCUCAUCGCCUCCUCCUCCCUCCCGCGCUACUUCUCCACCGACACAUCCGAAUCCACUUGCAAGGCCAAUCCUCCUCCUCCAGAUCCCAAAGACCACAAAAACGAGCCCACCACUACUAGAUGCUUAUUACAAACACCAACACCCUACGGUUUCAAUGAGAUUGAAGUUGGUUCCGACUUCCCUACUACUAGGGUUACCUCCAUUAAUUUGAAUCCCAAAAGCAGUGCCGCUGGAUCUUUGGUUCGUCACAGUAGCUCACCUGCUGGCUUUCUCAAUCAUCUCACUUCUGCUCUUACAGCUCCUCCUACAACUCCUCCUCCUCCUCCUCCUCCUGAUAACGGAUUUUCAGUCACAAGAGGGAUAGGACGCUACAAUUCCAAAGGAGUUUCCCAUAGUGGCAAUGGGAUAUCAAGGUUGAAUUCUCAAUUGAGCUUCACAAGACAAGAUUCUCUCUCUCAUAUCUCUGAAGAAAAUGAGAAUGUUGCUAAUGGCAUCAGGACAGAUAAUGGCCACAGAAAAGCUGCUCAUUCUUAUGCCACUCCUAGUUUUGGGAUGGGCUCUUGGGAUGAUUCUAAUGCCAUUGUGUUUUCUGCUUCAUCUAGCAAACGAGCCAAGAGUAUGAGUAGUGACGUUGUUCAUUGUCUAGAAUCACAGUUUCAGUUUGGUCUGCCCCAGACAGAUGAAGAGAUGUCAACAAUGGAGAAUUUACUACAAAUCCCUGAAGACUCUGUCCGUUGCAAAAUUCGUGCCAAGCGUGGUUAUGCUACUCACCCCCGAAGCAUUGCCGAAAGAGACAGAAGAACUAGAAUAAGCGGGAAGCUGAAGAAUCUUCAAGAGCUUGUCCCUAACUUGGAUAAGCAAACAAGCUACGCCGAUAUGCUGGAUUUGGCAGUGCAACAUAUUAAAGUCCUCCAAAAUCAGGUUCAGAAGCUUCACAAAGAACUUGAGAAUUGCACAUGCGGAUGCAAGUAAACCACACGACACUAGUGAAUGAGCUAUAUCAUGAAAUGACUAAGCACUCAAGACUCAAGUUUGAUGCGAAGGGUCAGUGAAUCAAGCCAAAGAGAUCCCUAAGGUAAGAAGAAGAGUAGCAUUCAAAUUUGUAUAUAAGGAAACACAAUUCUUCCUUACUUGAGCAGAAGAGAUUUCUUUCUUUCCUUUUCUUUUCUUUUUUUUUUUUUUUUUUUUUUUUGCCUAUUUAUUUCUGUACCAAAAACUUAUUUAAAUGAUAUUUUUUAUUUCUUUUCUUUGA